This is a messenger RNA of Bactrocera oleae (olive fruit fly), 3010 nucleotides long. Its product is annotated as O-acyltransferase like protein. Gene Ontology annotation, molecular function: acyltransferase activity, transferring groups other than amino-acyl groups. NCBI's taxonomy places the organism in Eukaryota, Metazoa, Arthropoda, Insecta, Diptera, Tephritidae. The record is from RefSeq and is a predicted model, not a curated record.
GGGUUAGGUAAAUUGAGUUUGCUUACUGGUGUAGCAGUUGUAAUCAGAGAACAGACAAGUAUAGUUUUGCCAACAACUGGGUCGUGAAUGUGAAAAGAAAUAAUUUUCUAUUAGCCUGAUUGGUGCUCAUGAAUUUAUCCGGAAGACAGGGUGUAUAAUCAGCUCAGCAUUUCUUUUAGGGAUAGAUGAAGAUUUAUUCUAUCAACAAGAAACUUUUAAGAUGUUAAAACCCCUGACUGUGGGUCUCUGUUAAUUAAUAGCGCGUAAAUAGCUCAAACGCACAAUAACAGUGCAGACAUAUUACGCAACGACAUCUAAGUAAAGCUUGAUACAAGCUAAGCUUAAAUGCUGCACUCUAUUUACAACUCAUAAGUAGAGACAAAUAACCAGACCGCCUUCAUGCGUUUGUGCGAGUAUGUCAAUGAAAGUAAGUUAAAGUUCAAAUAGCGACAACUUUAUUGUGAGAUUACUUGAGGCUGAUAAAAGUGGCAAUAAAAAUGCGGCAAGUCUGCGCGCCGAUGCUUUAUUUGUGAGAGAUUGCGCGGCUAUUUGCAUGUGUCUAGCAAAAAAGUAAUUAUUUAUUUAGAAUAAAAAGUGAAAAAAUCAAAGAAAGAUUAUAAGAAAGUGAAGUGAAACCAAAUAAAUAUUUUAUAGACUUUAUUUAAAAAAUAUGAAAAAAAUUCAAAUGAAGCAAAAUCAAUGAAUUAACACUUCAGUAGUGGAAAUAAGCGCCGCGUACAAAAAGCUAGUCAAAAUGUUUACAAUGAAAAUAAAUUUCAUAAUUGUAUGCACAUUAAUUAAGCUGACAGUUGCAAGUGAAAUUUGUGACGCGAGUGUGUUGCUGAACGCGCCAGCCAGUCGGCAAGCAUUAGACGAGACAUUUCAACGCACAUCGCCGCUUUAUGGCUUAUCAGCAAUCAGUAAUGAGUAUUUAAUCAGAAAACAGUGCCACGAGCACUUGCAGCUCUUCCGAAAUGGUGUACAACAGAAGCUGCCUUGGGCGCUGAAAAUGUUCGACGCCUCGGCGAGCCUUGAGCCAGGCUUCACAUUCGGUCAUAAUUUCUGGUUGGGCAAUAGUGAAGUCUGUCACGCCGUCGCUCAGCCGGUGACUUCGCAGACAUCACCCAAUUUACCACAUCACAUGAAAGCCGAGCUGCUGACCUCCGUAGCGCCUUUCGCCGCCGACUUUCGCGUAAUCUACCUACGUCACAACUCCAGCUGGCAAGUGGAUCCGAUCGUAAUUGCAUUUGGCAUACGGGUGCAUGUGGGUAUUUGUCUGCCGAGCUCAUGUGCGGAGCACGAAAUACGCGGCCUCAUGGAAAUUUACUUGGGUAGCGAUCGCUUUGCCGCCAAUGCACUGUACGAUAUGAACUUGCAAUAUGAUUAUGCAAAGGAUCUGAAGCCGAAGGCGGCUACUUUUCGUAGAACUUCAUUUUAUUUUUGUUGUCUUUUUAUUGCAACAACAAUUGGUUUGACCAUUGCUGCUGGCAUGUCGCGAACCACAGCGGUCGUGAAAGAAAAUUAUAACAACAAAACUGCUGUUGAAUCGCAGGGAGCAUGUGAGACUAUCGCUGAGAGUAAUACUGCAACUGAAAAUGUGCAGCCGGAGCAUCAGCUGUCGGUUGUUGCCUCGAGCUUUAUAGCCUGCUAUGACAUCCAAGCCAAUUGGCAGCACAUCUUUAAGCCGGCUAAAGCGAGUCACACAUUUGCUGCUCUCAAUGGCAUACGGUUUGCCAGCGCCGGUUGUGUCGCCGUGUACCAUUAUUUAAUGUCUUUAUUCAGUGGCACAAGAAAUAAGUUGACGCUCUUCAACUAUCAAGUGCAUGUGGGAAAUGUUGAUGUAUUUGUGGAUAUAUUUUUUACGAUUAGCGGAUUCCUACAGUCUUAUAAUCACUUUCGAAACGUCAAGUUGCUGCAGGCGAUACGACAAAAUAAUUUGAAGCAAAACUUAGUAUUGAUAGGACUACAUAUAUUUCAUCGUUAUUUGAGAUUAGCACCCUUGUACUUUCUCACUAUCGGCUUAUCAGAUUUUGGUGCUCAACUUAUGGAUGACAUAUCAAUUUAUCAUAUCGAGCAUAAAAUGAACCGGAACUGCGAAAAAUAUUGGUGGCGCAAUUUAUUCUUCAUUCAAAAUUUCUACGAUCACAACGACAUGUGUGGACUCUGGACAUGGUCACUGGCGUGUGACAUGCAGUUCUCGGUAUUGGCCACUAUAUUACUUUUCCUAUAUGUCAAACAUCCAAAACGUACCAAAUUGUGCUUAGCAGGUCUCGCUGUGGCAAGCAUACUGUACACUUACAGUUAUGGACUCAAAUUGAAUUUCGAUGGCGCAUUGGAGUCAACAUUAGCCUUUCUAACGGAAAUCUACAUGCAUCCGUUAGUACGCAUUUUGGCGUACAUCGCUGGUGGCAUCGCUGGUUGGUACUUUGUUGAGCAGAAGCACUUGCCAUUUAUCGUGGGCAAGAAGACACAGCAGUAUAUUAGCUAUUUGGUGGCACUCGUAUUUUUCGGCUGCAUAUUCAAACCGCCCUUUCAAACACUCUCGCCGUUCACUUCCACCUCCAUUUUAUUGCUGGAACGCAUCAUCUUUGCACUCACAAGCAGUAUUUUGAUUGUGUCCAAUGCGCAUGGGCGCAUGCGUUGGUUUUUUCGCUUCUUCGAGACGGCCUUUUUCCAGAAAUUUAAUAGAGUUGUCUACGCAAUGUUUUUGUUGAACCCGUUAAUCACAUUCGGGCUGCCGGGUUUUAGUCAAUCGAACCUCUAUGCCAACCUUUUAUCAAUGGUGCCUGAAGCUAUUGGUGUUUUGGUUAUUCUCGUGCUAUUUUCAACAGUGUUCACUUUACUCUUCGAUACGCCCUACCAAAAUUUAUCCAGACUGCUGAUCGUUCAGCAAACGAAGAAAAAACUUUCUUAGUAAUUAUAUAAUCGUAUAAAACUAAUUUUUACGCUAUUUUAAUAUGUGUUGAAUCAACACUGUUGGAAUAAUAAAUUUUUUGAUAUUGAUAAGUUA